AAGAAGAUUUGGUGGGAAAUUUGACAGUGCGCGAAAACUCUGGUGCUUUAAACUUCUGAAUACAUAACUAAAGACCAGUGCAAAGUUAUUGCUUUAACUCAUGAAAACACGAGAUGGACCGCUACGUUUUGGUCGUAUCUUUCUGCCCGUGCGACGACAAACUGCAGGACAGUCUAGCUGCACUACAACAAAUUUAUGACAAUUUUGUGAAUCUUUCAACUCUCGGAUCUCUCAGUCAGAGUCCCUCAUUUCCAGCUUGUUCCCUCAGUGGAAAUCCCUCAACUCCAAAAUGGUUCUUUGCCGUGCAAGCAUGUCAAGGAAUUACACAGUUCUGCAGCUCUGAAUGGGAAGAGCUUGGCCCAUGUCACCAGAAGACAGACAGUGAAGAGGAGAUGCCCACCACCAUGGACCUGUGUAUCGGCUGUUUGAACGAUAAGGAGGCGCUGGAUCAGAAGGUUGAUGAUUCAGCACUGACAGAGCUUUUAGAUGAAGCUGCUGAAGGAUUACAUUCAUUAUCAGACAAGCUCCCACCUCCAGGUAAAGCCCUUGUGGACGUGUUGAUGCUGGGCUCUUGUGCUCAGCCUCCUGCUCCCAAAGAGCUGCUGCCUCUGCUGGGAGCUCUCAAACACAUGAGCUGCUGGCACAACGCUCAAAUCACCGUGGCGACACAACACUUCAGUGUGUGGAAGAGAGUGGCGUCAUAUCUGAGUGCUGGUCUGGUGGAGCCCUCUGCAUUGGACAGCUGUAUUGACCACAAAGAAGUGUGGAGAGGGGGACUGCUUAUUAGAGAGAAAAAGUAUGUUUCAGAGCUACGUUUUGAUGGAUUUUCAUUGCGCUGCCCAUCUCAUCCCAUUUCUAUACUCCUCACCCCCACAGAGCACAAACUACUCCCAGAGGUUUUCCAUUACUACGCUUCAGUUUUAGAGCUUGUGCAGUUGGUGUCUGUUUCUGAUCUGCCCAACUUUUUAACGUCCUCAACCACUUUUGAACUAGGCUUGUCUGGAAAGUCGACAAAAGCAAAAUUGUUUUUAGAACAAUUAAGAUCGCUUCGUGGAAAGGUUGGAGCACUGUUCAUCCUCUCUUGUAUAGUCACUCCAAUCAUCCAGCCACCUGCGAACUCGCUCUCUUCUCAGCGCUGGAGAGAGUUCCUAGCUACAGGACCAAAGUCAUUAUCUGUUCCUGAGACCGAUGUUAAAGGUGAGAGCUCACACUACUUCCUGUUGGUCCAAGGCUCGGACGACCUCAGCGGUUCCUGUAAAGUCCGAAUGUUGAACUCUGACAACCAGCUCAAUGGAUCUGCUGCCAUGGCGACGGUGAUGGAGCUGCUGCGGGAGCCUUCUUUACCUGCGACAGGAGAAGCUGGCAAAAUGUUUCGCCUCCUGCCCUGUCUCCAAGGAGACUACAUGCUCAGGAGAGAGAGGAAGGUGGCUCAAGUUCAAACUCUUGUUCUUAAGGAAUAUCUGAAAAAGAGACAGGACACAGCCACAGUGCCAAUGUGCGAGUUGAAGGCUCUUCUGAAUGUGGCCAGGGAGCAGUGUCUGAAGGUGAUGGACUCCUCUCUGCCCUCCUCCACUCCCACAGACGACCAGGCCAGAACUGCUGCUGCUGCUGUUCGGAGCUCAGAUUUUCAAAGAAGCUCUCAGCAGCAGACUGAAUGGCCUGAAAGAAGUGUCCUUCACAACAUUGAGAGUAUGCAGAGGAGACGGCAGAAAAAGAGGUUUGGUUUGUUAGGUCCUGGGUCCUCUGACAGCCUGCUGGGUCCUAAAGAUGGUCAGAAGAGCUCUAUGGCUUUGUUGGACGCCAAAGAGCUGCUGCGACACUUCACGGCUGAUGGCACGCCCACAGGGGAGCUCCAGCCACUGGCUCUGAACAGAGGAAAUAAUGUAUUCCAGCUCUCACCAGACGUGUCUCCUGGCAAAGUCAGACACAUGCCCUUCAGCAAAGCCUCCGCCACUCAUUACCAUGGCAUAGAGUUCUGUUUGGACAACCUGCGCUCCUUGGACAGAGACCAGUCAUUUGUGCGUCUGCAGUCACGCCUGAUACGCUUUGAGACCCAAACCACCUGCACCAAAGAACCAGGUGCCCUCCCCUUUGCUCUAAGCCCCGCCCCUUCACCCUCAGUUAUGUCUGAACCAGGAAGUGUACAUGACGGGGAGAUGCUGCAAAAUGCAGAUGUGGCCCGACUGAAGCGCAGGUCAUGGGAUACAGAGAUUGUUGCAGGGUAUCCACGCAAGAGGCUGGCUAAAUCCGAGAGCAGUGAUUCCCUCUGUUCCCAGAGCAGUGGCAGCAGUGGUACACACCCCACAAUUCGAUCGCUCAGAAGACAGACAGGAAGAUCUCAGUCUACCACUUCAGCCCUGACUUCCUCCAAUAAGAGAGGCUCAUCCUCAGGUACAAAAAAAAAUAAAGUGAACGUAGCUCCAACCGUCAAUCCCAAAGCUCCACAGCAGAAGCCUCAAACACAGACAGAGGACAAAGCAUCAAAAGAAUCCCGUUCCCAGAAACACAACAGAAUGCUGCAGGAAGUGGUGGCUAAAACACUCAGACACCACGGGAUCAGCUCUGAACAUAAGUGCUUUGAGGCCUGCAGCAAAAGACUGUUUGAUAUCUCCAAAUUCUAUCUCAAGGAUCUCAAAACAUCUCGGGGUCUGCAUGAGGAGAUGAAAAAGGCCGCCAGCAGCAACGUCAAACAAGUCAUUGAUUGGGUGCUGGAGAAAUACUCUAAGAAGUGAAGAUAACUUUAAAGUGGAAAAUUUUUAAGAUUAUUUUAUUAAUUGUGUUUGUGUAUUUUAUACAUAUUUUACAUAAUUUUAAAGUGUCUAUUUAAGUUGGUUUUACAAUUUAAGUUUAAUUUGUAAUGUAAUUUAUACUUGGAUCUACUUUGUGGUCAUAUACAAUUUUUAUAUAGAAGACAUACACAUAAUUUUGAGCUGUGUUUAUGUAAUAUGCCAAUAUGUAAAUAUCUUAAUAAUGUCUUUGAUCUAUAUAUGGCAGUUACAGAAUAAAGGGGUCGUGAACUUAC
Messenger RNA from Boleophthalmus pectinirostris (great blue-spotted mudskipper), 3022 nucleotides. It is a transcript of the gene mtbp, whose product is annotated as MDM2 binding protein. Gene Ontology annotation, biological process: traversing start control point of mitotic cell cycle; regulation of protein ubiquitination; protein localization to kinetochore. Lineage: Eukaryota; Metazoa; Chordata; Actinopteri; Gobiiformes; Gobiidae. The coding region runs from base 114 to 2732 and encodes 872 amino acids. Gene Ontology annotation, cellular component: kinetochore. The record is from RefSeq and is a predicted model, not a curated record. The transcript is spliced from 23 exons.